This is a messenger RNA of Harmonia axyridis, 2534 nucleotides long. It is a transcript of the gene Nnp-1, whose product is annotated as ribosomal RNA processing protein 1 homolog. Gene Ontology annotation, biological process: rRNA processing. Lineage: Eukaryota; Metazoa; Arthropoda; Insecta; Coleoptera; Coccinellidae. Bases 86 to 2128 code for a protein of 680 amino acids. The record is from RefSeq and is a predicted model, not a curated record. The transcript is spliced from 8 exons. Gene Ontology annotation, cellular component: preribosome, large subunit precursor; preribosome, small subunit precursor; nucleus.
UAUGAAAUGCAAACCUAACCUUUUACUAGUUCAUUCGUUGGUUUGAAAAUCACGUUUUUCACGUGAAUAUAUCAGAUUCCUAAAAAUGGCCAUAAUGAAUCCUGUUACAAGAAAUGCUCGAAGUCCAGGACAUAAAUCCAAUCAAAAUGAUGAAGAUGAGAAAAAAACACUGUUGAUAGCACAGGAAUUAAAAAUUGCCAGAUCUUUAGCCGGCAAUGACCAGAUAUUGAGAGAUAGAGCCCUCAAGAGUUUGAAGAAAUGGUUUCAGCGAAGAUCCCAAAAUUUAGCUUUUACAGAGGACGAUUUUAUUAGACUUUGGAAAGGGUUAUUUUAUUCAAUGUGGAUGUCUGAUAAACCUCUUAUUCAAGAAGAAUGUGCAGAAAAUAUAGCUAGUUUACUACAUGAAUUACCCAUGGACCAUUCAUUAAUUCUCUUCAAAUGUGGUUUGAUCACACUUUGUAAAGAAUGGUUUGGCAUAGACCAGCUGAGAUUAGAUAAAUUUUUGAUGUUUGUGAGGAGAUUAUUAAGACAAGCUUUGAUUGUUUUGAAACGAAAUGAAUUCCAAAAGGAGAGUAUCAUCAAAUUUGGAGACAUAUUGUUGGAAACCGUCCUCGAUUCGAAUAAAAAAGAUAUAUUGGGCUUAUUUUUGCAUUUCACUGAAAUAUUCUUAGAAGAAUUGGCAAAGAUUAGUGAAGGUAAUUUGAAUCCUCAUCUUUUGAAUGAAUUCCUGGUACCAUUUAUGAAAACACUAGCUGUAACUGAUGAUUAUAGAAAAAUUAAACAAAUCAGGAAAUUUAUAUUUAUUCAUUUAAUGAGUCAGUCCGAUGUAGGCCUUGAAUAUCAAGAACGAUAUAAUGCUUGGAAAAAGCAAGGAUUUCCUGGUACUAUUCAUGGAAUGCAAAAAGUUGAGUUGGAGGAAGAGCAAGUUUCUGAGGAUGAAAUAGUUACUUCAGAAAGUAAGCCUUUAGAUCCAAGAGCUGGAAGGGUUGAUGUAGAGCUUCCUCAAAUAAAAUUCAGCCCUAAAAUGAUUGCUGAUUUGCUCAUAAAAUAUAAAUAUUUUGAAAAUAGCAAAGUAGCUGGUAGAAAAGCUAUGAAUUUACUUUCAAAGCAAUUCAGAAAAUUAAGUAAGGGUAUAUAUCCAUUGGGUGUAGUUGAUUUGAGACUCCCAAAAGAUGAUAUUAAAGAUAUGAACGUGCGUAAAGCUGUUAACCGCUUGGUAAAGUUUGAAAAGAAAUUGCUCAAAAGAAAACAUGAUGUAGGUGAAAAAGAACAGAAAAAAAGAAAACUUGAGAAUAUAUCUCAAACUACCUGUUCAGAAAAUGGAAGUUUACAGAAGGUAGAACCGUUUCUCAAUUUUGAUAAAUUUCCAAAGAAUGGAGAAGGUAAGCCUAUAAUAGAUAUAUCGAGCAUACCCAAAAAGUAUCUCAGAAUGGGGAUUUCCUUCAAUGAAGAUCCAGCCACCAGUAAAUUGGCAUUACCGAAAUCCUUCAUAUCGGAAACUGGAAAAAUGCCUGAAUUGCUUAUUGAGCAAUUUUCUGGACUCUGGAGUGUUUAUAACGAAUGCCCUAAAGUUCCCAAAACAACUUAUAGUAAAAAAAAGGAUAAAAUAAUUUCAAAUGGUAUUCAGAAGAAAAAAAAAACAUUGAAAACAAAAAAUAAACAGAACAAAGUGGCGAUGAUGAAAGCCAUUGAUUCUUUGUUGGAUAAGGGAAAAGAAACUGCCAAAUCAGAAAAUAGAAAAAAUUUCUCCAAAAAUCCUUGGGAUGAGCCUCUUAAGGAAGGGGAAUAUGAACUAACAAUCCCAUCGAAAUCCUAUGUGGAAAAAUUGAAAAAAAUUUCUAAAAAAUCCACUUUGAACCUUCAACAAUUGAUUGACAACAGUCUGAUCAAAUUCAAGGAUCCGAAGGAACGUGAUCAAUGUUCAACACCUGAAAAGAAAAGAACAAAGAAGGUUAAUAUAAAUACUAGUCUUAACCAAUCACAAGAAUUUGAUGAAUACCAUUCAUUGAUUUUGAGCUCACCCAAUAUAGUUUUUGAUGGCAGCAAGAAACCUGGUAAGCCAUUGUUAAAAAGGAAGGCUAAAACACCUGUCAAUCCCUUUUUUAAGAAGAACAGACUCCAUCAAUAGAACAUGUUCGAUGAUUGUCUUGACUUGAUCUGGGUGUUAUGAAUUGAAGGAUAAAUGUGACUUUCAAUGUUUUUGUAAAUAUCAUUAUUUAUAUCUACUUAAUCUAAAUUACAUGUUCACUUGUUGAUAAGUCAUGAACCAAGACUACUAAACUAGACUUUUCCAUACAUAUGUUCAUGACCAGAUUUGAUUUGCCUAAUUUUCAUGUUAUUAAUUAUUAUCCUCUCGUAAUUGAGUGAAUUUAGGUUAGGUUGAACCUAAGUAUUGAUGUUUCAAUAUAUUUUAUAUCGAUUCGAUACUUUAUGCAUAGUUUUACCUUAGUAAUUUUUUAUGGGAAUUUUAUUCCAAAUGUAAUUUGUAAAUAGAAAUAUUUUUUCAUAAAUAAAGGUUGAUAUCGAUUUUCUUA